GUAUGAGAUUUGUUUGGGUGUUUCACUUUAAUAUGUUAGUACAUAUUUAUAUAUUUUUGGUUUGCGACAAGUAGGUCAAACGUUCAAUAAUAAAACGACAUUUAUUGACAAAUACAAACUUUUUUAACAUGAAGUGAACAAUAUUUAUUAUAAAAAUAAAUAAAAUUAAGUAUAAAACCAAAUUCUUAGAUUUUUUAUUAUGUUUGUACAGCGUCUUUAAAUACUUGCUUCUUUUAUAUAAAGAAGUUUAUAAUCCCACAAGAAAUCAAUGCCUUAAAGUGUAUCUUCUGGCAAAAAGUACGUAAACCUUUCAAGUCAUGAGUAAGAAGACUGUAAUUAUACACAAAAAUGGGCUUUUAUCAUCAGGAAAGAGCAUUGAACUUGAUUCAAAUAUAGAAGACUUGCUGAAGCAAUCUUUUACGUUAUUGAAUAUUUCCCCAAAACGAAUAUUUUUGGAAGAUGGCACGGAAAUUAAAGACGCCGCGUAUAUUAGAAACAAUGAUAAAUUAUUUGUAUCAGAGGGUGAAGAUUUUAAAAAACCCGUCACCAAAAUUAAAUUUGAUGAUUGGAUAACAUUGAAUGUGGGAGGAAAGUGUUUCACAACUUCAAAGAGAACAUUGACAACAAGUGAACCCACUAGUAUGCUGGCUAGAAUGUUCUCAGAGGAUGAUGAAGGUUUCGCUUUUGCUCCCAGUUCCAUAGAUAAAAAUGGUGCAUUUUUGAUAGACCGUAGUCCAACAUAUUUCGAGCCGAUCCUGAAUUAUUUAAGGUGCGGCCAAUUAGUUUUUGAUAAGCAUAUUAAUCCUAGAGGUAUUUUGGAGGAAGCAAGAUUUUUUUGUAUUGAAUCUAUUAUACCCACUUUAGAGUGCAUGAUACAAAAUGACACUGUAUGUAGAGAUGCCUUACCAUUAACCAGAAGAGAUGUGAUUGAUGCCUUAAUAAGAAGUUCGUUCAAUGCGGAGCUCCGUUUUCAAGGUGUUAACUUAGCGGGUGCAGACUUAAGUAGAUUAGAUUUAAGGAAUAUCAAUUUUAAAUAUGCUAAUUUGCAAGGCUGUAAUUUGGUGGGCUCUAAUUUGAGCUGGUGCUGUUUAGAAAGGGCUGAUUUGUCCCACGCUAACUUAGAUCAUGCCCACCUCUUAGGUGUUAAGAGUUUAUGUGCUAAUUUAGAAGGUGCCUCAAUGAAGAAAUCCAAUUUCAAAGAUCCUGGUGGCACGAGGGCCAAUAUGGAGGGUGUCAAUUUGAAGGGGGCUGAUUUGGAAGGCAGUGAUAUGGGUGGCGUCAAUCUGAGAGUUGCCACAUUAAAAAAUGCCAAUCUUAAAAAUUGUGAUUUAAGGGCUGCUGUUUUGGCUGGAGCAGAUUUAGAAAGUUGUGAUUUAUCUGGUAGUGACUUACAUGAGGCGAAUUUGCGGGGUGCUAAUUUAAAGGAUGCUGCAUUUGAGUUGAUGUUAACACCACUGCAUAUGUCACAAGCCAUACGCUAAAUGGUUACAUUUGGAAACACCCUUUUUAUUUAAUUUGUGUAGUUGUAAUAUUUUUCAUAUGUAUAUAGGUCUGAUUGAUUUUUAUUUGUUAGUUUGGUAACUACAACAUAUUUAUUGAAUUAUUAAUAAAACAUAUUAUAGAAUUAUAAUAUAUACACAUAUACACAGUGUACAA
Messenger RNA from Aethina tumida (small hive beetle), 1656 nucleotides. RefSeq names its product BTB/POZ domain-containing protein KCTD9. Gene Ontology annotation, molecular function: protein binding. The record is from RefSeq and is a predicted model, not a curated record. The coding region runs from base 318 to 1481 and encodes 387 amino acids. Gene Ontology annotation, biological process: protein homooligomerization. The transcript has 3 exons. NCBI's taxonomy places the organism in Eukaryota, Metazoa, Arthropoda, Insecta, Coleoptera, Nitidulidae.